Messenger RNA from Misgurnus anguillicaudatus (oriental weatherfish), 2787 nucleotides. NCBI's taxonomy places the organism in Eukaryota, Metazoa, Chordata, Actinopteri, Cypriniformes, Cobitidae. The record is from RefSeq and is a predicted model, not a curated record.
UGUCAUUCAGUUUACGCAGCGCCACAAGAACUCGAACACACAUGGAUGUGGUGGUGGUGUGAUUUUGAAAAUGACAGCAACUUAAUUGUGUCUUGCAUGUUUUUAUAUCCAAAGUAAAAGUGAAAUGAUAUUAAUUAACACGUUAAAUGACUCUGAUCAGUUCCGCGUGUCUGUUGCUGCGAUCAGUUUCACGCAAUGUACAUCAGGCGAACCAUAAAUGCCCAUGUGUUCUGUCAACAUCACGUCUUUACACUGGGGGAACUUCAAAGACCACAGCCGAGCAGUCCAAAGCCCAACUUCGAAAAUUCAAAGUUGAAGAGAAGCUUUUUAGAAGAAGAUUGCGAUCAUUUCAUCAGAGGUUUGCUAAUGUGCCGGAGAAAACCACAUUUCAGGGACAAAAUCACAUAUACUUUGAAGAUGGCAAAGGAAUCUACAGAUCAGCCCUGGGACAUGAUGAUGAGGAGAUGGUGGAGGUCUUCUCUGCUGAUUGGGGAGGAGAUGAAUAUGGAACGAUCCAGAAGAUCAGACUAUCUCCCUCAGAGAGCAUGCUAGCAGCCACUGUGAAGAAAGACCAUCAUGAGGAGACCAGAUGUGUGUUGGUUCAUCUAGGGGGAAUUUCCCUUUCUCAGAAAGUCCUGCUGGUUUUAGACAAUGUUAUUAGUUUUGAAUGGGCCACAGAUGAUGUCCUGUUCUACAGCACACAGGAGUCUCUUAAGAGCCUUCAUGUUUUUCGUCUUCAUCUCAGUGAUACCGGUGUCCAGACUGACCUUGUUUAUGAAGAAAAAGAUCCAGAGUUCUUUGUGGAAGUCAGUCAUACCAGAGAUCAAAGACUGGUCACAAUAAACUGUAACAGUAAGAGUAGUUCUGAAGUCUGGUUUAUUGACAGCAAGGCUCCAUUUUUGUCGCCCACCCUCAUUCAGUCCCGUCAACCUGGUCUACUGUAUUUCGUGGAGCACUCGGAUGACCAUCUGUUUAUCCUUGCUAACACUGGAAAAGGACAGGAGUAUCAGGUCCUCAGGGCACCUGUAGCUUCUCCGUCCAUGCCACACUGGGUGCCGUUGUUCAGGCCUGUUCCAGGAACAGUCAUUAAAGAUAUGGAGCUGCUUCAGGAUCACUGUGUGUUCACCCUGAAAGAUUCACAAUGUGGACUUCAGAUUCAGAUCCUUUCCUUAAAAGAGCCCUAUCAAUUAAAAACGCUGCAGCUUCCCCAGUGGGCAUGUGAUCUAUCGCCAGAGCGUGUAGGGACCUUGGACGAAGGGUCAUUUGGUUUUCUCCUCUCCUCUCCAGUGCACCCACCCGUACGCUACCUCUGCUCCCCCAGGGCACAGCGGCUCUACGUAACAGAGGACAACACCCAGUAUAUCUCCCUUUCUGAAUAUAACACAACACGCCUGCAAGCGACCAGCCAGGAUGGAACAAUGGUGCCGUUGACUCUUUUUCACAUGCCUGCAUUAACUGAGCUGAGUAAAGCUCCAGUGCUUCUGCAUGUAUAUGGAGCUUAUGGUAUAGACCUCAACAUGACCUUUAGUCCUGAGAAGAGACUGCUGCUGGAGGACGGCUGGGCUCUGGCCUACUGCCAUGUAAGGGGCGGUGGUGAAUGUGGUCUAGCUUGGCACAGGUCAGGUUCUUUGCUGCAAAAGCAGAGGGGAGUGCAAGAUCUUGCUGCUUGCAUUCAGACGCUUCAUCGCUUAGGAGUGUCUCAGCCCAAUUUGACUGCCCUCACUGCUCGCAGCGCCGGAGCCGUCUUAGCGGGGGCACUGUGCAACCAAAACUCGCAGCUUCUGAGAGCUGUUAUUUUACAGGCACCUUUUCUGGAUAUACUGGGCACUAUGCAAGACCCUUCUCUUCCACUUACUAUAGAGGAGAGGGGAGAGUGGGGUGACCCCCUUUUAAGCCCAGAGCACAGGGACAACAUUGCCUCUUACUGCCCCUGUCACAACAUCACACCUCAGCUUUAUCCAUCCAUGCUGAUCACAGCAUACUCAGAAGAUCGCAGAGUUCCUUUAUCAGGGGUUAUGAAUUAUGUGGAAAGACUGAAGAAAGCUAUUUACGUGUAUACUUCUGGAGCUGGCGCUAAUAGUGAGUGUAUAUGUCUUUCACAUGUUCCUGUUGUCAUUCUGGACAUCCAGCCAGGCGCUGAUCACUUUGGACCUGAGGAUUUUUACCUGUCCUUAAAUGAGAAAGAACAACUUUUCAACUGGAUACAAUACAUUUUAUCUUUAAGCAACAUACAACAUGCAUGCCAGGUAAAAAUAAAGCCUUUUCCAGACAGGGCUUAUCUAUUUGCAUGUUUGUGCAGCCUUCAUUUAAAAAAAUCUUGCCCUGACAUACUUUAACAUAUAUCUGUGCCAUUGUUUUGUCUCAGUAUACAUACCAGUAAUGUUUUUUGUAUGUUAUGUUUGUAAAAACUACUUUAAUGUCCUAAUAUAAAUAAGGCUUAGUCCUGGAUUAAUCUAAACCCGGUCCAGGAAACUGCCCCAAAUCAAUUACAUCACUUGCAUGACAUGACUGAUUUAUUUACUUUUGCUCAUACCUUGGGAACUUUAUCACAGAAAAUGUAGGUGUUUUGAAACCUUGACUCUUUAAAACCUCAGUAUACCUUGAAACCCGUAACCGGCCCACGCCUGUAGUUGUUUUGUUCACGCCUGUAGUGUUGUUUGGUGUUACAUAUUAACUUGUAGCAGACUCUGCUCGGGUUAGAAAGCAGUUUAUAAGAAACAGCUUACAUGUUUAGAGGGUUAUAUAGUAAUAUAUUUCUGUACAUUCAAAAUUGUUUAAUUUGUUUUU